This is a messenger RNA of Tetrahymena thermophila SB210, 4026 nucleotides long. RefSeq names its product transmembrane protein, putative. NCBI's taxonomy places the organism in Eukaryota, Ciliophora, Oligohymenophorea, Hymenostomatida, Tetrahymenidae. The transcript has 4 exons. The record is from RefSeq and is a predicted model, not a curated record.
AUGCUGAUACAAGAAUUACCUUUGUAUCAUAACUAAUAUAAAAGAGGCAAAGGAGUGAUAUAUGAAACAAUUUAUUCCAACCAUCAAAUGCAAUGUUAAUUAACAGAGAAAGAGUGCUUUUGUCAGAGAUUCAAUCAAGGCACUUAUAUCAAGUAACAAAAUGAGCAAGAUGAAGAAGACAGACAUAACUUUUUGAUUGGAUACAUGCAUGAUAUUAUUUAAGAUUAUUAUUAAAAAAAUAACACCAAAAGCAUUCGAGUAGGCUUUUAAUAUAUUUACUUUACUUUAUUUAUUCUCAAGGAUCCUUUAGAGUGUCUUAAAGCCUACUUUUCAAUUAAAAAUAGUGCUUUUCAAUUGAAGUAAUAAAGUAUAAAAUAUUAAUCUAUUAUUUAUGAAAUUGAGCUGAGUAUCUCACAAAUAUUUAAUGAGCAAUUUAUGAGACAAUACUCUUCUAAUCACCACCUAGAAAUGAUAGAAGUCAUAUAAUUUGAGUAGAAAAAAAAUUAAUUUGAGGAUGACAUAAUUAGGUGCAUAAAAUCUAUGGUCAAUUUUUAUGAUUACCUUCAAAACCACUAAUUAAGUUUUAAAGAGCUUGAAUAAAUUUCUUAAAAUCUCUUGUAAUAAAAGAAUAACAUCAAAGACAACUUCAAAUUUCUCUCUAAAUUCGCUGAAUACAAUGAAGGCAUAAACAUACUUGGAUAAAUCUACCUUGAAGCCUUUGAUUAAAAUUGUUAAAACAUUACUUAAUUUUUCUAAGAGCAACAGCGCUAGACAAGAAAAUACGCUUUGAUCUAAAAUAAAAAUACUGAAUAAAUUAAUCCAAAAGAUGGCGUUAUUUAUUGCUAGUUUACUGGCAACAGUUAUAAAAUAAAAAGUUGCUCAGAAUAAAUUAUUAACAUUAUUUAGCACUCACGCACUAGUUUAAAUGAUUAUAACUUAGAAGUAGUUUUUCCAACUGAAAAAUAUUUACUCAAAUCAUUUUAAUUGGAUCCACAAAAUAGACAUUACCUUUUAAACUAAAGAGACAGAUUUGGAUUUGGGAUGAAUGAGCAAAAUUUUAUAGUACCAGUUAAGCUAACGACUAAAAUUCAAUAAAUGAGUGACGAAAUAGGGAUUUGUGUGCUUGUGAAGUAAUUAUAUUUACCUUUUGGCUUGAUCCUUCUGUAGAAUGAUGGAAGAAUUUUAGGAUUGAAUAGAUCACUUUAUUACCAUCUAAAUUUUGUGGAGACAUCAGAUUUAAUCGGAAAAAAUAUUGAAGAGUUUAUUCCAAUUUUGAAAUAUACAAGAAUUCAGACAGAUUUAAAUAAUUGCACUCAGCAAUCGAUAUUUUACAUAAUUGGUAAGAAGGAUUAAACGUAAUUGCUAUCGAAUACUUCAAUAAACUAAUUUAAUAUAAACUCGCAUGUCUUUUUUGAUAUAACUUUUAGGGUGAUAACCAUUUAGCUAGAUAAUAAGCCUCUCUAUUAAUAUAUAGAAAUAUCAGACUUUAGAGAGUUAGAUAGUCAUUAAGAAAUUCAACAUAGGCUCCAAAUCUAUGAUAACUAAAUAAAUAUCAUAAAAAACUCUCAAUAAAAUAUUUAAACAGCAAUUAAUAGCUUUGUCUUUGAGCAAGAAGAAAGCUUAAGUUCAGAUAACAAAGAAGAUAAAAUUCAAAAAUAAAGCUAGCUGAUAGAUUCAAAAAGAGUAGUAUCAAAAAUAAAUGCAAACAUGAAAACUUCUAUCUUUGAAAAUGCAUCAUCAAAAAUUCAAUCUUAACAAACUAUCAAAAUUAAUGAAAGGAGACAGACUGUUGGAUUUUAAUAAAAAUUUAAUACUAAUUUAAAUAGCAUCUAAUUAAUGAGCAGUAGAAGAGAAAUAAAUAUUCCAACUUAAAUUGGAAGAUAAGAUAUUUUGUCAGGAGAAGAUUUAUGUAAUGUUAUGUCAACGAGAGAUUUUAAAUCUGCGAGAGUAGACACAUAAUAAGAAAUCGCAUUAUAUCUUACACCUUCUAGCUAGGUUGGAAAGAAAAAGGUAGAGUUUGCUGAAGAUUAGAAUAUGAAUAGUCCUAUCAAAGCUGUAGAGGAAAUAGCGCUAGUUUCUAAUAUAGGAUCAUCGCUUUUUAGUAGAACUUCAACUUAUAAAAUUAUUUUAUCAAGAAAAAUUAAAUCUAAAAGCAUGGCUUGCAAUUUAUCUUACUUUUUUAUGAUUGGUUUUAUUUCUCUUACUUUGCUUCUCUUAGUAAAUUAUAUUGUUUACCAUAUAAACAUGAACGGUAUCGAUGAUUUCUCUAGUUCUUAUGAGAAAGUUUCUAAUCCUGUGAUUAUGUACAUGAAAACUUUAGACACAAUGAGAUCAAUUUCUUAUUAUUAUUUAAUGAAAGAAAAUGCUCCUUCAAUCAAUAGACAAAAUGAACUUAAAGAAAUGAAUGUAACUAGAAUAGACUAGUAAAAUAUAUUCAUUGAUUACAAAUAAGCAUAUGUCGACCUUUUAAUUAACAAUCCAAAUAUUAAUCUCAUAACAAUGCUGCAAAGUUUGACUGUCAACAUUACAGAUAUUUAGAAUACACCUGAUGAUAAUGGAAAUUCAUAUAAUAUUAUUAUUGAUUUAUUUUAAGCUCUGACUUAAUAUUAUAUGUCAUCGCUGUUUAUUAUAAUGAAGGUAGAUCCUUUCAGAGAAAACUUCUUGUGGUACAGUAUUUUAAAUUUCAAGCAAAGCAUCAUAACAUUCCAAAAUGAAGUAUAAGACAAUAUGAAUAGUGUGCUAAGCUAAAGCUAAAGCGAUAAUAAUGUUUCAUUCAUAAUUAUACUUUCUUCAAGUAUAUCGUUGAUAUUUAUUCUAGCAUCUGUGGUCUUAGUUUAGCAAAUCUAAAAGAAAAGAUUGCUCUCUCUUCUUGGAUGCUUUUAACCAUCGGAGCUCCAGCAAAAGGUAGGAAAGUUAUAAAAUCUAAUACAAGAAUAUAAAGAACAGAACUGCUAAACUUGUAUUUUUAAUAGCACUAAUAACAAAGCUAAUAAAAAUCAAAUUAAUCAAAGUUAGGCUCUUUCUAAAUCAUUUGCAUCUCCUAGAAGCGAUUAGCAAACGAGUAAUAAACUGUUUGAAAGCUCCAACUUACAAAAAAGAAAAAGACUUUAGGCUUCUUUUGAUGAUUUUAAAUUUUUUACAUUGAAAGAUUUAUUUUUAGGUAUAUUAAUACUGGUUUUUCUCAAUAUUCAGCCUUUGCUGAGCAUAAUUUUAUUUGGUCCUUACAUUAAAGAUCAAUAGUGGCUUAUUUCAUAAUAAAUAGACAUUUAUGCCAUAGCUAGGACAAUAAUUUAAGAAGCAGCUCCCCAAGUACUCAAUCUUGAAUGGUUUUGGAGAAAAUAAGAUCCAACAUAAGGUGUUUUUCUUGAUUUGAUAAAUAGUCAAGCUACUGAAAAUUUGCAAAAUCUGUAAAUAGUAGAAUAGCUAGCUUAGUAAGAUUUCGUACCAAAUUAUAAUGAAAUCGAAUAUGAAAAUUUCUAUAAAUAAAUGUUGACUGGUAAUAUGUGUUAAACAAGUUCAGAAUAUCCUCAGUAUUUUAAGACAAAUUUUACUCUAAACGACUGCAAUAAUUUGUAUUAAGGAAUUUUGCAAAAGGGAUUUUUAAUCACUGUAAAAAAGGCCUUCUAGGAGUUGGAAUCUUUGAUGGAUUUUUAUAACCACUACCCGAUAACUCCAGAUGGUCUUAAAUAAUCUCAAGAUUAUUAUAAAAAAAAUCUCAUCAAUGGAAAUUCUUUAACUGACUUAAACAAUCUAUUAAAAUUUAUAAACUAAUCUGUUGAUUCAUUUAGAAGAUACUUCAUUCAUACUUCCUCUUCAUAUUGCCAGAAAAUAUAAAGCAUAUUUUUCUUUUUGUUCAUACUUCAAAUAGUAUUAGUCACUUCUUUGAUAAUGGGAGUAUGGAUUCUAGUACAAAAAAAACUAAUUUCAGAUAUUGAGUAAAUAAAAAGUUAUUUCUCUUUAUUUAACAUUAGUUUAUUGUCAACAAACUCUACAUUAAAUAAAUACUUUACUAACGAUGUCAAUUGA